Messenger RNA from Esox lucius (northern pike), 1696 nucleotides. RefSeq names its product gastrulation brain homeobox 1 (gene gbx1). Gene Ontology annotation, cellular component: nucleus. The transcript has 2 exons. Gene Ontology annotation, molecular function: RNA polymerase II transcription regulatory region sequence-specific DNA binding; DNA-binding transcription factor activity, RNA polymerase II-specific. Lineage: Eukaryota; Metazoa; Chordata; Actinopteri; Esociformes; Esocidae. The coding region runs from base 199 to 1161 and encodes 320 amino acids. The record is from RefSeq and is a predicted model, not a curated record. Gene Ontology annotation, biological process: regulation of nervous system development; regulation of transcription by RNA polymerase II.
AGGGAGUGGGCACAAAACAAGAAAGCUUCAGAUCGCACUAAGCGUUAGGUUUGUCGAGGAGCUGGUUAGUCCACGGGAUAAUAUCAAAGCAAAGGGACAUUUAACUUCACUUGACUGUCGAAUUGAAGGUUCGACGAUUUGUUGAGGACAGAAAGGAGUGUCCGAGUUAUCGAUAAAGAAGCCACAAUUGUUUUCACAAUGCAGAGACCGGGCGGCCAAGGGGCGGCGUUUUCGAUCGACUCCUUGAUAGGAACUCCACAGCCUCGGCCAGGACACCUGCUCUACACCGGCUACCCGAUGUUCAUGCCGUACAGACCAUUAAUGAUACCACAAUCUUUAUCUCAUUCACAUUUACCGUCGGGCAUACCUCCUUUGGCACCGUUAGCAUCUUUCGCUGGACGUCUUACCAACACAUUCUGUGCAAGUUUGGGACAGGGGAUGCCGUCCAUGGUGGCUCUCACGACAACAUUACCAAGUUUCUCGGAUCCGCCGGAUAAUUUCUAUCCUCCCCAAGAGCUCCCCGGACCUCGGUUAAGUGCUGAUCCUGGAACAAGAAGACAAGAGAGCCCACACUCAGAUGAUUUGCAUGGAAGAGACAAGGGCUCAGACCUACUCAACUUCUCGGAAACUUUUCAAACUAUAUCAGGUGAGACUAAACUGUACAGCUCUGACGAUGAGAAGUUGGACCUGAAAUCAGCGGACGCAGCUUGCAGUGACAGAGAGGACAGCUCUGCUGUCGACAGCGAAAAUGAAAGCUUCUCGGAUGGGAACAACUGUGGUUCUUUAUCCCAAAAGAGUAAACUUAAACCCGGGUCACAGGAAGCUCUCCCACCGGGAAGCUCAUCGGGAAAGAGCAGGAGGAGACGAACAGCUUUUACAAGUGAGCAGUUACUUGAACUUGAGAAGGAAUUUCAUUGUAAAAAGUACCUUUCGCUGACCGAACGAUCUCAAAUAGCACACGCACUUAAACUGAGCGAAGUGCAAGUCAAGAUUUGGUUCCAAAAUCGUAGGGCCAAAUGGAAAAGAAUCAAAGCUGGAAACGUCAAUAACAGGUCGGGAGAGCCUGUUAGAAACCCCAAAAUUGUGGUCCCCAUCCCAGUGCACGUCAACAGGUUUGCCGUGAGAAGCCAACAUCAACAGAUAGAGCAAACAAGGCCAUGAUGAACUAUAAUGGUCUAAACUUGAAGAAAAAACUGACGUUCAUUCUGACAAGAGAAAGUUCUGGGUUGUUAAAUGCAUGAAGCACAAAAAGGGGAUGAUUUAUUUUGGUCAUCCAGAUUACUUUUUACAUUUUGUCCUAUCACCUGGACAACUGAGGAUAAUAUGUUUUCUCUUCACAGAUUAAUUAAUUUGUUAAAUUAGGUUUAGGCCUAUUUCGUGUUUUAUUUAUUGUUUUGUAAAUUUGUAAAUAUAAUGUGUCGGCUUACACAGACAGGUAGGCUACUAUGAAAUGAUACUGUACAAAUUCUUUUUUAAAAUAUUUAUAUAGGGCCCUAAAUGUUAUGUUUAUCAUCUGCAUGUGCUUUGCUUAUUCAGUGAAGCUAUUUCAAAGUUAUCGUAUUUGGUACCGUUUCGUUAAUCACAUUUUGCAUGUACCCUACAAAGUUUUCAUUUUGGUAGGCUACUGUAGGAAAUGUAUUCGCAGCUGUUUGUGGAAAAAAAAAAAAAAGAUGUGAAGGAAAAUAAAUAACCAAAC